CUCAUGCCCCAGAGUCACCAUGGCCGACCGCGGACGGCGAUUCCAGCCCGGGACCUUGGCUCGGAUGCCGGAGCUCCGGAACUGCGGGCCGGGGUACCGACAGAACCAGCCUUUUAAGGCUUUUACAAAGCACAACAGGAUGAAGUUCCCAGGCUGCCUCAACAGCCAGCGCUGGGUAUUUGUGAGAGAGGAGCUGGGUGACUUCAGGAAAGGCUGCCAACUGAGCCAAAGCCUGGUCGCUCAGGGACCCAAGGAAGCCAUUCUGCCUCAGAUUCAUGACAAAGGCCCCAGACCUGGUCCUGAGAAGAGGCAGGACAAGCUGCCAAAGGAAGCAGCCUGGUGGUCCAAGCCCUCAGCAGCCCAGAGAGUUCAGAACGCUUUCCCCAAGGAUGUGGAAGCCCAGCUGGCCCUGCACCCCUUCACUCUCUAUCCUCACCUGGAAGAAGCUCUGCUUCCUGAGCUCUUAUUGAAGGUGCUGAAAGUCCUCGACCCUGAGAGGAAGCUCGAGGACACUUGGGCUUAUUGUCAGGAUGACAGGAAAAUAAUGGAAUCCAUGCAGCUUUUAGAAAAAUCUCCUACCCUAUCAUGCCUGAGACUGAAAAAGAAGAUACCUGUUUCACAUUCAGGCAAAUGGCUUUAUGAAAAAAAGCCCAACGGAAUGGAUUUGCUCCAUAAAGACAGUCCUCCUCUUCAUGAAAAUAUGCGCAAAGGAGUUAGUGACUUCUGCAAGUGGGCUACUGCUAUUGGAAGUUCCUACAUUGAUGAAGAGUUCAUCUGUAAGCAGUUUGACAUCGACUAUCAGAGCAGACAAAGCUGUGGUGUGCUUCAUGUGAUGAGGCUAAACCACGUUCCUCUCGAGCUAAAGAAUGGAGUGAGGCUGAAUAAACUGCAGGAGGCAGAAUUCUUCCAGAAGCUAGACCGUGAGAGGAAACUCCAGAAACCACAGAACCCUCAUAAGCCAAAGUGGGUAAAGAUGAGGUAUGGAGCCUGGUAUCUGAACACCAGCUUGUGGAAAAAACAGAGAGCAGAUGAACCUUUGGUUGACUCCAAGGUCUCAUGCAAAGCUCAAGAAGAGAAUUUCAAAAAGGAGCUUCAAAAAAAGGAGGAGUUACUUGCAAACCUUCAUGGAACAGCUGCCUUUAAGGAUUUCAUUUUAAGCAGGGGUAACAGGAUACCAAGGUUCCUUGAGAAGAUCUAUGCUGAGAAGCGAGGUCAAUCUGAAUACAGGAAGCCCCUUGGGAACCUUGGUCAAGCAUAGGAGAAUCUUGUGAAGACCAUCAGGCAUUUUUAUGGGUGCUGUUCUUGGCUAUGGGUUCUUGUUUUACACAGGAAGUCAAAUCAAGGAGUGUCCCCUGUAGAGGUACAACUUCAACUUGGCUGCUCCCAUAAGUGGAAGACCUAAUAAUACUUAGGAAUGCUGCUCAGUGGCUUUCUGCUUUAGUUAACUGAUAUUUUGUUUUCUGUUUUUGUUUGCUCAUUUUGGCUUUUUGAGUCAGGGUCUUGCUAUAUAUAGCCUAGCCUCUAACUUCUGAUCUUCCUGCCUUACCCCCCAAAGGCUGGGAUUUUAGGAGUGUACACCCCCAUG
Jaculus jaculus (lesser Egyptian jerboa) is the source of this 1585-nucleotide messenger RNA. RefSeq names its product family with sequence similarity 47 member E (gene Fam47e). The transcript has 8 exons. Bases 20 to 1258 code for a protein of 412 amino acids. The record is from RefSeq and is a predicted model, not a curated record. NCBI's taxonomy places the organism in Eukaryota, Metazoa, Chordata, Mammalia, Rodentia, Dipodidae.